AUGGAAUCCGUGAGAAGGGGAUGGAAUCUGGGAGAAGGGGGUGGAAUCUGGGAGAAGGUGAUGAAAUCUGGGAGAAGGGGAUGGAAUCUGGGAGAAGGAGAUGGAAUCUGGGAGAAAGGAUGGAAUCUGGGAGAAGGGGAUGGAAUCAGGGAGAAGGGGAUGGAAUCUGGGAGAAGGGGGUGGAAUCUGGGAGAAGGGGAUGGAAUCUGGGAGAAGGGGAUAAAAUGUGGGAGAAGGGGAUGGAAUCUGGGAGAAGAAAGAUGGAACCUGGGAGAAGGGGAUGGAAUGUGGGAGAAGGGGGUGGAAUCUGGGAGAAGGGGAUGGAAUCGGGGAGAAGGGGAUGGAAUCUGGGAGAAUAGGAUGGAAUCUGGGAGAAGGGGAUGGAAUCUCGGAGAAGUGGAUGGAAUCUGGGAAAAGGGGAUGGAAUCUGGGAGAAGGGGAUGGAAUCAGGGAGAAAGGGAUGGAAUAUGGGAGAAGGGGAUGGAAUCUAGGAGAAGGGGAUGGAAUAUGGGAGAAGGGGAUGGAAUCUGGGAGAAGGGGAUGGAAUCGGGGAGAAGGGGAUGGAAUGAGGGAGAAGGGGAUGGAAUCUGGGAGAAGGGGAUAGAAUCUGGGAGAAGGGGAUGGAAUCCGGGAGAAGGGGAUGGAAUCUGGGAGAAGGGGAUGGAAUCGGGGAGAAGGGGAUGGAAUGAGGGAGAAGGGGAUGGAAUCUGGGAGAAGGGGAUGGAAUCUGGGAGAAGGGGAUGGAAUCCGGGAUGGAAUCUGGGAGAAGGAGAUGGAAUCUGGGAGAAAGGAUGGAAUCUGGGAGAAGGGGAUGGAAUCAGGGAGAAGGGGAUGGAAUCUGGGAGAAGGGGGUGGAAUCUGGGAGAAGGGGAUGGAAUCUGGGAGAAGGGGAUAAAAUGUGGGAGAAGGGGAUGGAAUCUGGGAGAAGAAAGAUGGAACCUGGGAGAAGGGGAUGGAAUGUGGGAGAAGGGGGUGGAAUCUGGGAGAAGGGGAUGGAAUCGGGGAGAAGGGGAUGGAAUCUGGGAGAAUAGGAUGGAAUCUGGGAGAAGGGGAUGGAAUCUCGGAGAAGUGGAUGGAAUCUGGGAAAAGGGGAUGGAAUCUGGGAGAAGGGGAUGGAAUCAGGGAGAAAGGGAUGGAAUCUGGGAGAAGGGGAUGGAAUCUAGGAGAAGGGGAUGGAAUAUGGGAGAAGGGGAUGGAAUCAGGGAGAAGGAGAUGGAAUCUGGGAGAAAGGAUGGAAUCUGGGAGAAGGGGAUGGAAUCAGGGAGAAGGGGAUGGAAUCUGGGAGAAGGGGGUGGAAUCUGGGAGAAGGGGAUGGAAUCUGGGAGAAGGGGAUAA
This is a messenger RNA of Closterium sp. NIES-65, 1335 nucleotides long. NCBI's taxonomy places the organism in Eukaryota, Viridiplantae, Streptophyta, Zygnematophyceae, Desmidiales, Closteriaceae. The record is from the annotation of a GenBank genome assembly.